ACGACGUAGUGGUUUAGAGUUUAAGCCGAUGCCCAUGAAAAUAGAGAAGAGGAAGAGUAAAAAUACAGAAGGCUGCACUUUACACACAAAUUUCCAAUCGGCAAACAAUAGGCAAACCAGCGAAGGACGGUUCGGAAUUUCGGACCUUCGGAAAACGCCUCGACCGCCGCCAGGCCGCCACCGCGCAACCGCUCCGCCCUCGCAGCCACGCAGGGCUCACUGAGUCGCUGAAGUGCUGAUUGCUGAACCAGCAUAUACCAGCCAACCAGGGUCACCAUUUUCUAAGGACUGGCCUUGCUGAAUCUGAUGGCUGUUAACUUGAGUAUCGAGCUCUUUAACCGAUUGGUGAGACUCGCAGCAAGAGCCUUCUAUGAUGAUAUUACAACGAAAGGUGAUAAUUUGCCCAAGUCAGGUAGAAGCGAUAACAGAGGGAUUGCAGUUGUGAUUCUAGAUGCCCUCACAAGGCGGCAGUGGGUGAGAGAAGAAGACCUGGCAAAGGACUUGAAGUUGCAUACAAAGCAACUUCGAAGAACACUACGUUUUUUCGAAGAAGAAAAGCUGAUCACAAGGGAUCACAGGAAAGAGUCAGCAAAAGGUGCCAAAGUAUAUAAUGCUGCUGUUGCUGCUACCGUUGAUGGUCAGCAUUAUGGUAAAGAAGAUGAAAAAGUCAAGAUGCACACACAUUCCUAUUGCUGUCUAGACUAUGCACAGAUACACGAUGUCGUGAGAUACAGAUUACACCGCAUGAAAAAAAAGCUUAGAGAUGAACUUGAUAGCAAGAAUACAGUUCAGGAGUAUAUAUGUCCAAACUGUGGAAAAAGAUAUACUGCUUUGGAUGCUAUACGAUUGAUUUCUCCACAUGAUGAUUAUUUUCACUGUGAAAGUUGUAAUGGGGAGUUGGUAGCAGAGAGUGACAAGUUAUCAUCUCAAGGGAUGGCAGAUGGAGAUGACAAUGCACGGAGACGUCGUCGCGAAAUAUUAGAAAACACGCUUCGCAAGAUGGAGGAACAGCUAAAACCACUGAUGGAGCUACUUGGCAGUAUAAAAGAUUUAGCUGUUCCUGAGCUCGGAAGCCUUCAAGACUGGGAGGCCCGUGCAAGUGCGGAGGCCCGUGGGGUGAAUGGUGAUCUUAGUGGCAACGAUCCCUCAAAAUUUUCACAGAGUGGCACACCUAUGCCUUUUGUUGGACAGACAAAGGUCGAAGUUGCUUUCCUGGGUCUUGAUGAAAAAGGUGACGCUAUAAAAUCCGAGGGUCCAUCAUCACCAAAGAAAGUGUUGCCUCCAUGGAUGAUAAAGGAAGGAAUGAACCUCACAAAGGAGCAGCGUGGAGAGGCUGCCAAGCAAGAAGUGAAGAUGGAUGGUACUCCAGCGGCCCUUGGAUUCUCCAAUGACAGCAAGCCCGAGACUGGUAAAGAUGAUGUGAAGAAUAUUCAGGAUGAAUAUGUUAAGGCAUAUUAUGCUGCAAUGCUGAAACGGCAGCAGGAACAAAUAGCAUUCGCCGAAAAGGUGAAAAGGGAACCAAGUACAGAUGACACACCUAGCACAUCAACUGAACGCCAAAUUGGAAUGAAAUCCAAACGUGAAGAUGAUGAUGAUGUUGAAUGGGAGGAGGCAAUCCCUGCAGGCUCAGGUAAUACAUAUGGAAACUUCAAAGUGGACUUGAAUGUUCAAGCAGAGGCUGCAGAAGAUGAGGAUGAUGAUGACAUUGAUUGGGAGGAAGGCUAACUUAACUAGGUGAUGAUAUGCUAUGCUGCCAGUUGGAUUUGUUUGAUUUGCCGUUUUGAGCAAUUUGUUUUGGUGAAAGUGGGUGACUGGUAAUUGGGUAAUGGACUUGAUAGAGAAGAAGCUUAACGCAGAGUACAUGAAGAUACCUCCGAACAUUUGAGAAAGCUUUGACAUUGACAAUGAUACAAAGGUGUUAACUAACUCAUCAGUGUCAAGAGCGACCCUAUUGUAUCGUUAAGAUAUUGGCCAUGUUUGGUAAAUGGGCUGAUCAACCAAAAAUUAGCUUGUUUGACUAAUUUUAGCAGUGACCCUAUUGUAUCGUUAAGAUAUUGGCCAUGUUUGGUAAAUGGCGAUCAACCAAAAAUUAGUUUGUUUGACCAUUUCAACCAGCUGAAAAUUAUUUUUGGUGAAACGCUGUUUUUGUAUAGCUUGUCGAACGAAAACGCCGUUUUUUGAAUUGCUGCAAGGGACAGCGUUUUGCAAUAGCUGCUCACAAAAUAUAAAGCAAAAGCCAGGGUUGCACUCUCUCGUCACUGCCGAUUGCUGAAUUAGUCCCAUACUAAAUUAUUGUGUUAGUGCACAUUCAUAUGUUACUACCAUACUAAAUUAAUAUGUUAAACUAGUGUUAGUGCCG
Messenger RNA from Cuscuta europaea, 2359 nucleotides. NCBI's taxonomy places the organism in Eukaryota, Viridiplantae, Streptophyta, Magnoliopsida, Solanales, Convolvulaceae. The record is from the annotation of a GenBank genome assembly.